AGAGCGACACACAUAUCCGACACCGGCGCCACCGACGACGCACACCGCACGCAGUACCGCGCGUUUUCCCGACGAGCACGUACGGCGAUAACGAUAUUAUAUUAUAUUUACAAUAACACGAUAACAACAUUACGGUAUAUACGACGAUACCGCGGCCGACGACGAUAAAACACCGCUCGUGACACGGUUUCUUCGUUUUCACGAUUUUUCGUAAUUUUAUUCGUGUGUACUUACCGUUCCCGCGGCCGACCGUCACCGGGAGAAGUUAACGUGCCCACCACGUGGACUCCGCGAAGCGCCCGCCAAAUCAUCGCCGGCCUUCUGCCAAGUCAUCGGAACGUCUAAGUUUGUUCUUUGAUAUGAUUGCGUUGGAAAAUCCCGGAUGAUCGAACCGUCGCUCGCAGUACAAUAAAUCCCACAAAAUAAACGUCUACUCGAUAGCGCAGUGUCCUCGAAUAACGACGACGACGACGACAGCGACAUGGUGUGCGCCACGCGAGAUUUCAACGCGUUAAUCAUAACUCUCAUGUUAAUACUAUCGACGGUCAGAGCUUGGAACUCUGCAAACUCGAACACGUCUUAUAUGGACGACUAUGAAAACUCGUGGUCACCCUGGUCCGAGUGGUCGUCUUGUUCGAGAACGUGCGAUGGUGGAGCCACUUAUCAACUACGAAGGUGCAAUGCAGUAGUUGGCUGUAAAGGUCACCACGUCAGAUACAAAAUCUGCAACAUGGAGCCGUGUCCCGACGGAUUGGAUUUCCGAGCGGUGCAGUGUUCAGCCUACAACGACCAGCCGUACGAUGGCGAGACUGUAGAAUGGCACCCUUAUUACGAUGAAGAAAGCCCUUGCACGCUGAUGUGCGUCGACUCCAAGGGCCGAGUGGAAGAAAUGGCCCCGAGGGUGCGAGAUGGCACCAGGUGUAGAUUGGGAUCAUUGGACAUGUGCAUCGACGGCGUGUGUCAGAGAGUCGGCUGCAAUUUAGAAAUCGGAUCAAAGGCCAGCGUAGAUGAGUGCGGAGUCUGCGGCGGAGAUGGUACGUCGUGUUCCAAGGAUUUACACCGCUGGGGAAAAAUAGGCACAGGCUGUUCGGUGUCUUGCGGCGGAGGGUACGAAAUGUCUAGGAUAAUCUGUCAGAACCGAGACACGGGCGUUGAAGUGGAUGCUGAUCUGUGUCCUGGCGAAAGGCCAAACGGCAGCGAUUUAUCUGUGGAGUGUAACAGCCAACCAUGUCCUCCCAAGUGGGUAGCUGACGACAAUUGGAGUCCCUGUAGCAAAACAUGUGGAGGCGGAAUAAGGGUACGACACGUUUAUUGUGUGGAAGAAACAAAUGGCACUAGAACAAAGGUAUGGCAUCACAUGUGCCAUGGACACAAGCCUAAAAUACAGGAACAGUGCAAUAUUCAACCAUGUUAUUCUGAAUGGUCAACAGGUGAAUGGUCUAAAUGUUCGGCAACUUGUGGCGAUGGAAUGCAGAUCAGAAAUAUCACUUGCAAAUCUAAACAAAAGUACCUGACUUGCGACCCAAUGACUGAGCCCAGGCGAACCAAGACUUGUUCUGCAAACUUGCCGUGUUACCACGAAAAUUUUGACGCAGACUCGGAUUUCCAAGUGUCGUCCAAAUCGAGUUUUUCACAAGCCCACGCUCAGCGAUUGGUUGGCCAACAAAAAACUUCUCCACAUACACUGUUCGUUGCCGACAAUUGGAGUCCAUGCAGUGUCACGUGCGGCGAUGGUAUCAGGACGAGGAAAGUAUAUUGCAAAGCUCAUUUAGAUUACACUCAGAUCAUGACGAAGUUAACAGACGACGCGUGUGUCGGUCCCAAACCACCGGAGGUCGAAAAAUGCUCCUCAGUGCCCUGUUCGUUGAACAAAAUAUUUGAUCAAAAUGAGAGGUCCAUUAGGGACGGAUACGCGGAUGCCAGCUCUGAUGAUUUCAAUCCACCGAAAGUCGCCCCCGGUUCGUUUGGUAAAACAUACUCUUGGAAAAGAGAGGGCUUUACGCAUUGCAGUGCUUCUUGUCUUGGAGGCGUACAAGAAUCGUUGGUGCUGUGUGAACGCGAAGAGGACAAGAAAAUCGUCUCCCCAUAUUUGUGUUCUCGAAACGAUCAGCCCGAAGUACUAACGCAGACUUGCAACGACCAACCCUGUCCACCCCGGUGGAACGUUAGCGACUUCCAGCCGUGUUCACAGAGCUGCGGAAUAGGGCUUCAGAUGCGCGAGGUCAACUGCAUACACGAGGUGACCGAAGGGAACACAGCUAUCGUGCCGAACAACAUGUGCCCACAACCACCGCCCACGGACCGGAAGCAAUGCAACAUGAUUGACUGCCCCACAGAGUGGCGGACUUCCGAAUGGUCGAAGUGUAGUAAAAAAUGUAACGGUGGCGUCAAAACCAGAGUGGUGGAGUGUGUACAGAGGAUUGCCCACGGACACAUAAUAAACCGGCCAGACACGGAUUGCGGCACUGACAAGCCACUCGACAGUAGGUUAUGCAACCCGAACGCUUGCAGUUCGCAGGAAGCAGUUAUGGUGUCGGACGUGGCUCAGAAAUACGAACAGGCCACCACCGAGGAGGAUGUCAUGCUCAAAGUCGGUGGUGAGGCGACGGUGUACAGAGGGGUGGAAAUGAAGAUGCGAUGUCCCGUCAACAAGAGGGGAAAAAUACAGUGGUCAAAAGAUGGUCAGUCCUUGCAAAAUGGCAAGAAGGUCCGGAUAUCGAAAAAAGGUAUACUCAAGAUCCGGACCACUACAUACUCUGACCGAGGGACUUAUACAUGCACGGCUGGUAAUGCCCAAGCCACAAUGAACAUCAACAUCAAACCCCAGCCGGGAGAAUUUCCUAGUUCUGAGGAAAUCGACAAGCCUUUGAACCAACAAGACCCAGGCACAAAUCCGUCGUAUGCAAAUCCGCAAGGGAUAGAACCGUCAUUUGACAUCAGCCACGAACGCAUCAAAGGUGAACACAAUCGCGAACAGAAACACAAACAGUCGCGACAAAAAACUACUACUAUGCAGUCAAUCGUAACGAGCACGGCGUCUUCCGAAAAACACGUAGUGGAAACAGAGAAAAAUGCUAUAGACGUCUCCCCAAAACCCACCACUUCCGGAAGUUCACGAAACUUGCCUCACCUUCACAGUCUUCUUUUUAACCUCAAGGCUCUGUGGCCGUUUCAGGGCGUGAGCAACGCACGAGUGAAUAGAAUGUUCAUGGAAGAACCGGCAAACCCACCGGCAGAAACCGAAACCAGCACCGAGGAAGACAUGUUCGGUAAACCCGUUUUGCUCGGCAAAGGUGACCGGAAGAGCGUGAAAUUUGAAUGGGUUAUCACGGAAUGGUCGGACUGCUCUCCGCCUUGCGGGGGCAACGGCUUUCAGAUGAGAGCGGCUCAUUGCAUGGUCAAACUGAAUAACAUGACGCAGAGCGUGGACAAUAACUUGUGCGAGGACGCCCGGCUGCCGACGCCCGUGACCAUACAAAAGUGCGAGACGGAUGAUUGUCCGCAGUGGUCGGUGACCGAAUGGAAACCGUGCGAGGAGUCCAAGUGUUUCACCUGGAAUACUGCGAUGCAGAGGCGAAACGUGUACUGUCAGAAUUCGGAUGGAGCCACUAUAUCGGACGAAGCGUGCCACGGGAUCGAAAAGCCGGUGAACCGGAAGGAAUGCUACAACGAUCAGUGCAAAGGCACUUGGAAAGUGGGCGAGUGGUCCGAGUGUACGGCGUCGUGCGAAAAGGACGGGCUGAGGUAUCGAAUAUUGCAGUGUGUCUGGUACGGCACCAAUAAGCCGGCCGGGACCGCCUGCCGCGACCAGCCCAGGCCACCGGUGAUGAAGACUUGCACAGGACCGCAGUGCGCAACAAGUAAAAACACACAUAACUAAAACGAAUGCAUAGAUCACAGCAAACACAACUGCAAGAACAUAAAACAAAUGAACAUGUGUCACUUGCGUCAAUACCAAACACAGUGCUGUCUUUCGUGUUCAUAAACACAUCAUCCACUGUAAUUUUAUUUUUCUAUUUCAAUUUUUUUUUUUACAUUUUAAAGUGUUAAUAAGUGUUUUAGCAUUCAUUCCGUUGUACAUAAUUAUUAUAUACGAUGAGUUACAAUAAGUAUUAAGUGUAACGCACGUCUUGUUGAACUAAUAUGUAUAUUGUUAAGUAGGUGAAAUACUAUUUUAAUUCGAUUUUGAAUGUGUGCCGUUGAUUACAUAUGAUAUUUUGUACACUAUAGUAUACGUACUAUUAUACUGUUCGUAGCGGUCUAUUUUUUUAUUGUUCUGUUUUCGAAUAGUCGCUAAGUAAAUACGUACUUAAGCGGAAAUCGCCUACUAUUAUGGGAGAGGGGAGUGCUAAUAACUUAAAUUGCAAUAAAGAAAUUGUUUCUGGCUUCCCUCGAACUAUUUUUAUUAAAAUGUCAUUAAUAGGUAAUGUUACAGAAUUUUUUUUUUUUUUUUAUUAGGUAUUCUGUAAAAACUUGAAAAUUUAAAAACUGUUUCGUAUUUAAAACUUCAUAACAUUCAAUUUGAAUACCUAAGAUUUAAAAAUGCGAUACAAUAUAUCCCUUUGAGGUGGUUCUUAUAUAUCCAUAAAUUCACAAAUAUCGAAAUGGCAUGUGCAUAAUUCAUUUGACAACCAUAAAGUUCAAACUGUCUGACUUCUUCGCUCAGUGUAUUCAAUAUACAAAACUAUAUAUUUAUCAGAAGCAAAUUCUUGGGUUUUUAGUACUUAUUUUUAAAAUUAUUAUAGCUAGUCGCCCGCCAUUUACGCGCAAAAACUUCAUAAAAAAAUAAGGAAUUUUUUCAAUCAACAUUUUUACGAUAAUUUCUAAGAAAAUAUUCUCUAUACAUAGUACUUUUCUAUGAGCAUUUUAAACAAUAUUUAUAAAAAAAAAAUAUUCCAAUUCAUUUUUUUAUUUUUAAGGAGUCUUUAUUGUUAUUAAGGCCUUCCUAGAUUUCUGCCAAUUGGUACGUAUCUAUCUUACAAUAUAAACGAUGAUAGUUAAAUAGAUCUGUAUAUGAUGUUAAUAUCAUGAGUUAAAAACUUAAAUAAUUGUUCAAUGUCACUUUAUGCGUGAUUUAUGAUCAUAUUAUUUUAAACGGGCAUUAUAGAUCUUUGUUGAUAGUUUUGUUGACCGUGGAUUUCGAUCAGUUCUAACACCGCAUUCUUCAAUAAUUCAAUCGUAAUAUUGAUUAUUUAACAAUAAAUAUAGUAUUGUUAUAAAUUAUGUUAUGUUGUUAUAAUAAAUUUGUUUACGAUUUAGGUUUAGAAUAAUAAAAGUUCCACACUAAUAAAACGACGACUGAACAAAUAAAAAAAUCGGGAAUAUUCAGUAUUGUUUUGUGUAUGAUUUAAAUAUAUAGUAUAAUAUAAGUUGAUUACCUGUUAAAAAACCCUAUUAAAUGUAAAUUAAGUACCAAGAUAAUAUACAUUCCACUCAAUAUAAUUCCACGUGGUAUGGCAGACUAAACGUCUGGACAUGUCGUAUAUUCUUCGAGUGCCGCCCCCCCCCCACUCAUAUAAAAAUUUAAAAAUACUAAUGUAGAAACCAUUUAAAAUAAUAUUAUUAAAUUUCCGUAUAUAAUCACAUUUGAUAACAACUAUGUUCUACAUUCAUUGUCAUAUUGCAACAAGUGUCACGUAUUCGAGUCAUAUACCGCAUAUAAUAAGACUUUCGUUCUACUAAUAAUCGUUUGAUUUAUAAUAGAUAUCUAUGUAUUGUCCUAUGAAUUCUCACUGAUAAAUCUUAGAUUUCGUACGAAAAAACACACGCCAGUGCACAUGUUGUAGGUAGAUUUUAAUAGACAGUCGAAAAAAACGGUACAGAUCUCGGAGCGUAUAUGCGUCUGUGACACGGUCACGACGAGUUUUUUUUUACACAAUUGGAAUUGUUAAUUUAUCAAUUUGUGAUGUAUUGUGUGUGUGUUGUAGACUUGUAGUACCUACUACCUACGCAAGACGGUUAAAAAGAAUAGUGUGUCGAUUGACGUGAAAGAGGGACAAAUUGUUGUUUUUUUUUUUUUUUUUGACAAUCUGAAGUAAAUCCCGGUUAAUAUUGUUAUUACAUCUUGUGUAGUGCAAUCGAAUGUUGUAAUUUGCGGCUAAACUGAUUUUGAUUUUCAACCUUUCGAGAUCGAUUGAACAAAAUAUUUUAUCGUUUUAGAUAUUUACCACUUUGUUAAUGUAUACCGCCUUUAAUUUUUAUAAAGGUACUUUGAAUAAUAUUGGUAUUAUAAAUAUAAAAUAUUAUCCAUUCACAUUAAGUAAUUUUAUUAUUUAUUGUACAACAAAUUCCUAAAUGCAUUCAUCGCAGUUGUAGUUGUAUUACGCGGUAAAAGUAACUGAAAAGUUGCGAUUUUUAGUGCUUACAAAGUUAUUGAAAAUUACAUAUUAUAUAAUGUCGUUUUUUAUGAUUUGUAAUAUUAUUUUACAUUACCAUCAAAUUCUAUUAUCAUAUAUUAUGUUAGAUGAAACAAAUUUCAUUUUAUUUUUGCUAUGUCUAUUUAUUCCGUUCUAAAGCUAAACUCAAGGUUUUGCUUUAAAAAGCCUAAGCCUAAAAGACUAUUGUGGUUUUAGACACAUUCUUAUUACAUUAAAAUUUGAGGGGGGUUUCGAAAAUUUUAAGUUUUCCGUGUAAAUAAGUAUAUACCCGGACCACAAAGCAAUCGAUCGUUGCUUGGCAACACAAAUAUUAAUAAUUUAUAUUUAAAGUUGUUCAUCUAUACAGCAAUUAAUAGGUAUUCCUAGAGUCUACCUACCAUAAAUUAAUAUAUAAAAAUAAUUAAACAUUUUCAAAAUUAUGGUUAGGCUUGCCAUAAACUAAUAUUAUUAUUAUUAAUAUUUACCGAGCGGCCAGUUCCAAAAUAAAUAUAUUAUUGAAACAUAUUUAAUAUAAUAUUAUAAUAUUAAUAUGUUAUAAACGAUAUGACUGAUAAAUAGAUUUUAGACCAUUAUUUAAUUACCCAUUUCACGAGAUUAGUUAAUUUUAUCCUCGUCAGUUAGAAUAAUGUAAUACUAUAAGUCUGUAAUAGUUAAUGCGUAUAUUAAUUAUAUAGGUUUAUUAUUGUAACCAAUUUGUUUUAUACCUUCUUAUUGUUAUUAUUAUCAUUAUUAUCAUUAUUACUAUUUUACCGUUAUUUCGAUUUUAUAUAACUACUUACCUAUACCUAAAUAAUUAUUAUAGUAUUAUACAUUAUUAUACGUCGAUUUCGUUUGCCGAUUGUCAUUAUUUACAUGCAGACCAACAGUCGAUUAACAGCAUUACAUUUUAUGUAUUAUGUACAUAAUAGUAUAAUACCAUUAUUAUUUUACCUUAACGCCAUACCUAUACAAGUUAUAGACUAUUUAUUAACCUAUAAACUAAGUUAUGAUAAAUUAAUAAAAACAUAUUGUUAGUACUUAGUAGUCCAAAAUAUCAACUGUAUAUUGACAUUUGACACGUAUAGAUACAAUAACAAUAUUAUGAUGUUUUCAAUUUUAUUUGACGUCGAACUUCAUUAUUUUAAAUGCAUUUAAAUCGUAGUCGUUCAUUCUGAAAUAUCGUGUAACAUUAUUAUUAUAAAAAUAUAAUUAUUUAUACUAUAUUAUAUUAUAAUUUGUUUUGUUGGAAUUAUAAUAUGUUAAAAUAAUAUUGUACAGCGUUGUAAUGUAUUGCUUUGAUAUAAACUAUAAUAUUUAGUUGUGCCCAUAAUAAUUAUUAUAUAGGAGACAAAUAAUAAGCAUGUUGGUUUAAAAUAAAAUAUUAUUAUUGUGCAAAAUAAAAACGAAUUUUGUAAUAAA
Molecule: messenger RNA, 7775 nt
Organism: Rhopalosiphum padi (bird cherry-oat aphid)
Lineage: Eukaryota; Metazoa; Arthropoda; Insecta; Hemiptera; Aphididae
Gene: nolo
Product: ADAMTS-like protein 1
Exons: 25
Coding region: 482-3880 (1132 amino acids)
Biological process (GO): extracellular matrix organization
Cellular component (GO): extracellular matrix
Molecular function (GO): metalloendopeptidase activity
Source: RefSeq, a predicted model, not a curated record